This is a messenger RNA of Jatropha curcas, 1177 nucleotides long. Its product is annotated as Isochorismatase family protein. The record is from RefSeq and is a predicted model, not a curated record. Lineage: Eukaryota; Viridiplantae; Streptophyta; Magnoliopsida; Malpighiales; Euphorbiaceae.
UGAAGCAGACAUUUGAGCUCGUAUGUAAUCUAAUUAUCUGAACUUCAAUGACCAGUCGUUGAUAUUGCUCGUGAGUCGGGAAUGAGUCAUCGUUAUAUCAUACUGUCAAAACAAUGAAACGGCAUGUCGUCCACAUACCGUUCUAUUGUCAGUCGAACCUUUGAGAUGUGUGAAAGUAGAGGAUUAGCAAUUCGCCUGUGUCUGUAUUUUUGGACCUUGAGCUGGUAUUAGCGAAUUUGUGAAGUCACAUGGCAGAUAAAUGGAAACAAACUGCUCUCUUAGUCAUUGACAUGCAGAAUGAUUUUAUAUUAGAAGAUGGAUUGAUGAGAGUCAAUGGAGGGGAAGCCAUCGUCCCGAAUGUGAUUAAGGCAGUUGAAAUUGCUAGGCAGCGCGGCAUCCUUGUUGUUUGGGCUGUUCGCGAACAUGACCCACUAGGAAGAGAUGUCGAACUUUUCCGCCGGCAUUAUUACUCUGCGGGUAAAGUGGGUCCCACCUCUAAGGGAAGUGAGGGUGCAGAACUGGUUGAUGGCCUUGUGAUCAAAGAGGGGGAUUAUAAGGUGGUGAAGACACGCUUCAGUGCAUUUUUUAACACCCAUCUCCAUUCAUUUCUUCAAACUGAAGGAAUUAAGAAUUUGGUGAUUGUUGGUGUUCAAACUCCAAAUUGCAUUAGGCAGACUGUGUUUGAUGCAGUAGCUCUGGAUUACCAAAAUGUUUCCGUUGUUGUUGAUGCCACAGCUGCUGCUACACCUGAUGUACAUAUUGCCAAUAUUUUUGACAUGAAAAAUAUAGGAGUUGCAAUCCCCACUUUAAAUGAAUGGUGCGAGUCCGAUGCUUGAUCUACCGGAUGAUGACAAAGUACUGAAUCUUUUAUGGUCCUUAUAUCAGAAUCUGUCAAACACUCUCUCAUGGACAAGUUCUAACUGGUUCAUGAACUUGCUAUUGCGUGCUCAUCAAUGUACUAAAUCUAGUUGAGAAAAUGCAAUAAAAUAUUUGUUCUUUCAGUUUCUUGCUUUGUAUUAUUGAGUUGAUGCUGAGCAAUCCGUAUCACGAUUUGAAAACUUUACUGUGAAUUUGAAAGAGUUUGCAACUUGCAAGUGAAUUAUUCAGUUUCUUUUCAAGUUCUGAAUGAUGUUGACUAUGUUUCCUGGUUAAGUUCAAUGUAAUUAUUGGAUGUGAA